GGGAAGGAGCUCGAGCCCGGGGCCGCGGCUCGGCCCAUGAUGACUUGCUAUCGAGGCUUCCUGCUGGGCAGCUGUCGUCGCGUGGCGGGCGGCCGGGCGGCGGCGCUGCGGCGACCGAGCGCGGGAGGCCCCGCCGCGCGGCCCCGGCUGGGCGGUGACGGCAGCGGCCGGCGGCACCUGGGGCAGGGGCAGCCGCGCGAGCUGGCGGGCUGUGGCAGCCGCCCCGACGGCGGCUUCCGCCCCUCCCGGGUGGUGGUCGUGGCGAAAACCACUCGGUACGAGUUCGAGCAGCAGCGGUACCGUUACGCGGAGCUCUCGGAGGAGGACCUAAAGCAGCUGCUUGCAUUGAAAGGCUCUAGCUACAAUGGACUUCUUGAACGACAUCAUAUUCACACCAAAAAUGUAGAACAUAUUGUAGAUAGUUUACGGAAUGAGGGAAUUGAGGUUCGUCUAGUAAAGAGGAGAGAAUAUAAUGAAGAGACUGUUCGAUGGGCAGAUGCUGUCAUAGCUGCAGGAGGUGAUGGCACAAUGCUGCUGGCAGCAAGUAAAGUCUUGGACAGACUGAAACCAGUUAUAGGGGUAAACACUGAUCCAGAACGGUCUGAGGGUCAUUUAUGCCUGCCUGUUCGAUAUACACAUUCCUUCCCAGAAGCCUUACAGAAGUUCUAUCGUGGUGAGUUCAGGUGGUUGUGGAGGCAGCGAAUCAGGUUAUACCUUGAAGGGACUGGCAUAAACCCUGUUCCUGUGGACCUUCAUGAGCAGCAGCUAAGCUUGAAUCAACACAGUAGAGCCCUUAACAUUGAAAGAACUCAUGAUGAAAGGUCUGAGGCUUCCGGACCCCAACUUUUGCCAGUGAGAGCACUAAAUGAAGUCUUCAUUGGGGAGAGUCUGUCAUCCAGAAUGUCUUAUUCUUGGGCUGUAGCAGUGGACAGUUUAAGAAGAAGUAUACCCACUCUAAAGGGACUGGCUUCCUACUAUGAGAUUUCGGUUGAUGAUGGUCCAUGGGAAAAACAGAAGAGUUCAGGGCUCAAUUUGUGUACUGGAACAGGAUCAAAGGCCUGGUCAUUCAAUAUUAACAGGGUUGCAACUCAGGCUGUAGAGGAUGUUUUAAAUAUUGCAAAUCGACAAGGUAAUUUGAGUCUUCCAUUGAACAGAGAAUUGGUAGAGAAAGUAACGAAUGAAUAUAAUGAAUCACUGCUCUACAGUCCGGAAGAACCAAAAAUACUUUUCAGUAUUCGAGAACCAAUAGCAAAUAGAGUUUUCUCAAGCAGUCGUCAGCGUUGUUUCUCCUCAAAGGUUUGUGUCCGUUCUCGUUGUUGGGACGCCUGUAUGGUUGUGGAUGGAGGAACUUCUUUUGAGUUUAAUGAUGGUGCAAUUGCUUCAAUGAUGAUCAAUAAAGAAGAUGAGCUUCGAACUGUGCUUCUAGAACAGUGAAGGAUUUCCUCAUGACAGAUGAUUACUGGAGAAAAUAUUUUUACUUCAGAAACAGACUGCCAAUCAUAAAGUGACUUUUUUUGGUUAUUGUUGAGACUGCUUGCCUGUGGGCUCAGAAGUGAGAUUUGCAUUAUUCUGUUGAAUUCUGAUAGAAAAAAGACAUUCACGGUAUAAGAAAAUGGAUGGACUGAACUAAUUAGAAUUGAUACCAGUGAAAUUUUUAUAUUGCUUAUAGUUGGUAACCAAGAGUACUGAUACCUUUUUAAAUUUAGAGGGCCAGGCUUAAAUAAAGGACUAAAUAUUUAGGAUUUGAAAUUUACCUGUAUAAGUGUUUUUUCCUUCCUUUCCUCCUAAUUGUGGAAUUGUCAGAACUGAACACAUAUCAUUUGAUUAGUGCAUAUUUUUUAUAGUACCUGAAAAUAAAGAUUUUGAAAAAAUUUUGAUGGAGAAUUUUGAUAAGUCCUGACAUUGACCUAAUUGAAAUAGGUAAAUGUGUUUGUAUAGGUGCUAAGAAUUUUCUAAUUGCAGAACACAAUGACGUUAGGACUUUACUGAUUUAAAAAUUUCAAACAAUCAUUUUUGAAAUUUUAGAUGAAUGCUUUUGACUUUCAUUCUGUUUAAUUUCAGCAGUGCUGGGUGAAAUACAUAUAUCAGAACAAAUCAUGAUGCUGUUACAAAUGUAUUAUUUAUCCAGUAAGUGUUUUAAGUCAAUUUUAAAAAAAUAAUAUGAUUCUUACAGGUUUCUUCCAUCUUUAAAAUGCUCAAACAUGGAUUCAGGGACUAAAAGGAUAAACUGAUUAGACAUUUUCUAUUAGGAGUUUGGUAAAAUAUUGUAAAAAUAUUUUCACCUGUUAGGAGUGUUAUAAGAAUGGAUUCUUUAAUAAAUAUGUAAAACACAAUAAUUUUGGAAUUGCCUUCUUAGUAUUGUGGUUUUCACCUAGCUUAUAUUCCAAGUUUUACAGAAUAGCUUUUAGGAUAAAAUGUUAGGGCUUUUAUUUUUUUCUCAUUAUGAGAAUUUAUUUUUGGAGGAAAUUAUUAUCUAAUUCUUGAUCUACUUAUAAGUAAUCCUAGAAUUUUUGCCAAAAGAGCCUGUCAUUGCAUAAUGAAACAGUUGGUAUUCUUGUGCCAUUGUUCAGUCAUGUGUUUCUUUCAUUUGCUGCUGAAAAUUGCUGUUCAAUCAUUGACAACUAUUUAUUGAUUACCCACUCUGUGCCAUGUGCUGGAUAUGUUGAUAAAUGAAAGACUCUAUCCUUAUGCAAUUUGAGUCUCGUGGGCUCAGAAGUAAAUAAUGUGAAAGCUAGAUGGAUAGUCAAAGUGAGUGCUUUUAGUUUUGCCAGUAUUUAACAUGUUGUUAUCAAUUUUUAAAAAUAAAUGUUAAUUACAAAGUUAAUCAGGUUUUGAUGUGUAUCCAGAAGAAUCAAUUUUUCUUAAAGUAUCUGCAUAGACAUUCAUAGCAAAGAAUUUAUGACAUAUCAGAUAGAAAUAAAUUCAAAUUUAUUGUUUUCCCAGAGCUAGAUCUAGUUUCUGGCUUGAUUUUUUUUUUUAAUGAUAUGCAUAAGAAUACCACUUUAUAAAAAAGCUCCACACUAUAGAAGCUCCCCUAACAGGCUUAAAAUACCUUCUUAAAGAAAAAAUGCCAACUCCAUCCUUAAUCUCAAGGAAAUCUGAUUGUCCAAACAGAUCUGUUAAUAUGUAACAUAUUAAUAGAUAACUUGAUGUGUAAAAGUAUAAGCCAUAUUUUAAAAGGUUUUAAAAAUAAUGUGCUUCAUUUGUGAUAUAAUUACUAACAUUUCUGCUUGUGAUGGAGAUUUAUUUGUAAGAAUGAGAGGCAAAGGAUGUUAGCAUAGCAAAAAGUUAACUUUUAAUGGUAACCCUAUGUGAAUAAAAUUACACCACUGUUA
Cebus imitator (Panamanian white-faced capuchin) is the source of this 3335-nucleotide messenger RNA. RefSeq names its product NAD kinase 2, mitochondrial (gene NADK2). NCBI's taxonomy places the organism in Eukaryota, Metazoa, Chordata, Mammalia, Primates, Cebidae. The record is from RefSeq and is a predicted model, not a curated record. Gene Ontology annotation, cellular component: mitochondrion. Gene Ontology annotation, molecular function: NAD+ kinase activity. The coding region runs from base 37 to 1434 and encodes 465 amino acids. The transcript is spliced from 13 exons. Gene Ontology annotation, biological process: NADP+ biosynthetic process; NAD+ metabolic process.